This is a messenger RNA of Fragaria vesca subsp. vesca, 1223 nucleotides long. Its product is annotated as methylglutaconyl-CoA hydratase, mitochondrial-like. Gene Ontology annotation, biological process: fatty acid beta-oxidation. The coding region runs from base 41 to 973 and encodes 310 amino acids. Gene Ontology annotation, cellular component: mitochondrion. Gene Ontology annotation, molecular function: enoyl-CoA hydratase activity. The record is from RefSeq and is a predicted model, not a curated record. The transcript is spliced from 8 exons. NCBI's taxonomy places the organism in Eukaryota, Viridiplantae, Streptophyta, Magnoliopsida, Rosales, Rosaceae.
GGGUUGUGUUCUCGUCUUCAACAGCUUUGUUGAAACAAAAAUGGUGGGUGCUUUCAGAGUUCUAAGCAAGUCCCUCAGACACUACAAACCCAAAGCCUCAAUAUUUCCAGACAGUCCACUCACUCCCACACCCAACCAAUGGCUUCACCAAACUCGCCGCACUCUGAUUCUGGAGUCAGCACCCUCUCACUCCGUCAACCUCCACAGGCUCUCCGAUUCCGAUUCCGGAAUCGUUGAAGUUAGUUUGGAGAGACCCCAAGUGAGAAAUGCAAUAGGGAAAGACAUGCUCAAAGGUUUGCAGAACACGCUUGAAGCUAUCAGGAAGGAUUCAUCUGUUAAAGUUUUGUUGCUCUGCAGUAAAGUUCCCAAGGUGUUUUGUGCUGGAGCAGAUUUGAAGGAGCGCAAGAUGAUGACUGCAACUGAGGUUCGUGAUUUCGUGAACAAGCUGCGUGCCACAUUCUCAUUUCUAGAGGUACUUCCCAUUCCUACCAUCGCCGUCAUUGAAGGGGCAGCAUUAGGUGGUGGACUUGAAAUGGCUUUAUCAUGUGAUCUUCGGAUAUGUGGAGAAGAUGCAGUAUUGGGAUUGCCAGAAACUGGACUUGCUAUAAUUCCCGGGGCAGGUGGGACUCAGCGACUUCCUAGACUGGUUGGAAGAUCAAUAGCAAAGGAACUCAUAUUAACUGGGAGGAAGAUUGAUGGCAGAGAAGCAAUGUCAAUGGGUCUGGUAAAUUAUUGCGUCCAUGCUGGUGAAGCUCAUCUAAAGGCACUUGAAGUUGCUCGCAAUAUAAAUGACAAGGGUCCAAUAGCAAUAAGGAUGGCGAAAAGAGCUAUUGACCAGGGACUUGAGGUAGAUAGGGCAUCAGCUCUGGCACUGGAAGAAGAAUGCUAUGAGAAAACCUUGCACACAAAAGAUCGCUUGGAAGCCCUGGCAGCAUUUGCUGAGAAACGGAAGCCGCGGUAUUCUGGAGAAUAAGAUGGCAAAUUUGCUAUAAUCUGUCUUGGGAUGAGUUGGCUGGCAGGAUGGAAAUAAAUUAAAUUAUCAGGCAAUCAGGAAAUAACAGGUUGUAGGGGCGCUAGUUUUAUUUAUCAUCAUAAUGUACGUUUACCUGCAUGGUAAUGUGAGGGGUCAGCGAAAUAGUUGGUGUCUGUUAGGUGUGGAACCUCUUACAUUCAAGAUGUUCGAAUGUGUACUAGUGAAGCAAUAAAAUUGAAUAUUUAAGGCU